CUUUGGAGUCGGCGGUCAUGAGGGAUGAUCAUAACAGCAAGGAUAUUAAUCACAGGCACCACCCGAAGGCGGAUCCAAGAUGCACAUAUUUUAGAGAUCAGGAUGCGUCAUCGUGCUACGUCGUGACUACGGGCUCGUAUUAUCCACUUAAUUCAAAGUAGGAAUCUCCAAACUUUCCCUCUGUCUACUAGGUACCUACCUACCUACCUACCUAGUAUAUAGGUCAUCAGUCCGUCUCCGUCUCCGCAAAAUAUAAAGUCCCGAGAGACCUUUCAUAAACAUACCCCACACGAAAGGGGAUAUCGUCAGGGAUAAUGCGUAUGUUAUCUAGAGUUACGAACGCGUUCUGUGUAUUUGACCUUUUCGCCGGGGCUACGGCCCUCGUAGGGUGGCCUGGAGGCGGGACGUUGGUCACCGGUAACGCCGUGCAGUUCGACAGGCCGACCUGGGAACGGAAUCUCGCUUCGCCAAACGCAACCGGGUCCUACUCGGUCACUGGGUUCGACAUAUCGCAAAAGUGGCCAAGCCAGAAAGUUGACGGAUGGACUCUGUCGGUGAAUGUUAGCAGCGACUUGCCAGACUCCCAAACCAUCGAUUCCAGCAACGCCACCGGGAAGACAUUUACCGGGACCAGUAUAUUUCUUAAGGGACCCGAGAGCAUCCAAUCUGCUUUCGCGAACCAAUCCGCAGUCGACGAGACCACGUGGAAGAUAUGUGUGGCCGUGAUACCCAACGGACCGCAAGAGGAUGCGUCGACGACAGACAAUGGCACUUGUGGCUAUCUCUCGUCUCAGUGUAUUACCGAUCUGCAGAAGGCUUAUGCCGACAAGUUUCCCGGAAAUACGGACUGCUACGGGACCCCGCCGUCGACGCCAUCGAGCUGCGGCGGUUCCGUCAAUACAGCUAAUUUCGAAGUCCAACAAUUCCCGCUUACCUCCGCGAAUGGAACGGAAAUAUACGUUACGGCCUCAUCAAGCCACGACGCAGGAGACAAGACGGCAUGGAGCAAUGCUACGCGACAAGCCUGGCCAGUCCUGACGCUAUGGGGCUGGAACACGCGCGCGAAAGCUCCCGACGGAUCCUCGCCUACGGUCCAGCUAUCGUGCGUCCGAGCCAAGACAGUCGAGCAAGGAAGCGAAUCUCCGUCGUCGGGAUCGACGGUUCGCGGGUCGGCGGCCGUCGCCCUCGGCCUCGCUGCUUCGACCGCUUUUUACUCUUGGCUCUGACCCCGACUUGGUAUAGUUAGUGGCCUAGGCGGAGUUAAUAUUCGGCUCAGGGGGCUGUCCCGAGAAUGCUUACCCGGAUACGAGAUGUGGAUACGAGCUGAACUCAAGGCUUCGGUUGAUUUUGAGUAUAGGGCUGAGAUAUUACAGUCGAUGAUAGAACCUCGAUGGGGUUAAGGUGAUAAAGUCCGGGCGAUAUCCAUUGGUAAUUCUGGUUUCACAGCGUUGAAUAAUUACUACCUACCUUCUAGGUAGGUAGGAUUAAUACACGUUAGUCAUAAGUAUUAGUAAACCAAUCGCUAGCAAUGGUACACUGCUUACCAAAAAUUACAUAGCCUGAUAUCACGUACCUAGUAGAUACUGGGUAGGUAGGCAGGAUGUAUGUAGGCAGGCAAAUGUAGAUAGUACCUAGGUAUAAUAUAAUACCUAGGUAGUCAGAUUCUAUCUCCUCCAUAUAUCGAACUUGAGGCCUAAAUAAUCGACC
Molecule: messenger RNA, 1707 nt
Organism: Annulohypoxylon maeteangense
Lineage: Eukaryota; Fungi; Ascomycota; Sordariomycetes; Xylariales; Hypoxylaceae
Exons: 2
Coding region: 315-1226 (303 amino acids)
Source: RefSeq, a predicted model, not a curated record